UUCGCUUCGAUCAUCGUUUUUUUUUUCAUGCCGUUUCAUCUUCGACUCUGCUACAUCUUUGAUAUAUUUACGUAAGUCGUCGAAUGCCACUCUUGUUUUCCGACUCAGUUCCGUCAGUUUACAGUCAUCUGCAUGACAUUUUUUCACUCCGUCUGUUUACAACGUAAUGUCCUGCGGGGCCAGACGUCAUGACGUCACUCCGGCUCUAGCCAAUCAGAGCGCGGGACGGCUUAAAGCGGUGGGUAAAAGGGAUUUGACAGUUGAGUCCGCUCCGCCACUUCACUUCCUCAGCGGGACCGCGACCAUGGCGGCGGCGGCGGCUGCCUGCGGUCAGCCCGGGGCUGCCACAGCAGCCGGGGGCAGCAAGAAACCGCCUCCCAGCAGGGAGCACAGCCGGAGACACCGGGAGAACUCGCGCCGGAGGCAGGCGGCGCUCCUGUUCCUCAGUAACAUCUCUCUGGACGGCCGCCCGGUCCUCGGUCAGUCGGCGGCCAGCGACGCGGGUCGGCUCCACAAAGAGAGCGAAGGCGGCUCGGCCAGGCUGCUUCCGGAGGCCGGCGGCAAGUACGGCACAUUCUCCAGUGUUUCCGCGUCUCCGAGCGAUGCGGACGUGACUCCGGCGCCGAGGACCGGGCUCCUCACCGUCCCCUCCAUCCUCGUCCUGCCCUCUGACGCCGGCUGCGGUGACGGGAGCGCGGAGCUGCUGGUGGAGUGUCGCCGGAGCUCCGCUCCCUCCGCGGGGAACAGCAACCUGCUCUCGGCGUCGACGUCCAACGCCAGCCUGUUGCCGUCUCCGCUGGGACCGCGGAAGUCGUCCACGCUGCUGUCAGUGCAGAGCUGCAACUCGGUGACCUCGGAGCCGCGGCAGAGGAGCCGUAACCUCUCCGGGGGCUCACCCAAACCCCGGCACGCAAAGAAGAUCCACUUCAUCAAGAACAUGAAGCAGUACGACACCAGGGGGAGCCGGAUUGUGCUGAUCUGUGCCAAGAGAUCUCUGUGUGCUGCCUUCUCUGUGCUGCCGUACGGAGAAAGCUUUUAUCUCAGUGACCCCACGUUGAACCACCCCAGGAGGCGACACUCCUCCGGGAACAUCUCCGCCACCUUGGAGAUGCUGCCGGGCCUGGAGGGCUUCCAUCUUGACACCUAUGGGAGGUCGGUGUCGUACGCCCAGUUCCUGUAUCCCACCAACGCCCUGGUGAGGCAGAAGCCGUCCUCCACCAGCGACCUCACCCUGCAGAUCCCUGCGUCCAGAAGCACACACAGCAUGCCGGGCCGCAGCUUCCCGCCCAGCAGGCUGAGCAGCAGCGUGGGCCUGGACCUGGCUCUGGAGGAUGUGACCGACUACGACCCAAACCUCCUCAGUGACCCCCAGUGGCCGUGUGGGAAACACAAGCGUGUGCUGAUCUUUGCUUCUUACAUGACCACAGUGAUCGAGUACGUGAAGCCGUCCGACCUCAAGAAAGACAUGAACGAGACCUUCAAGGAGAAGUUCCCGCACAUCAAGCUCACGCUCAGCAAGAUCCGCAGCCUGAAGCGAGAGAUGCGGCUGGUGGGGGAGGAGUGCGGCUUGCAGCCCGCCACCAUCGCCAUGGCCUUUGUCUACUUUGAGAAGCUGGUGCUGCAGGGGCGACUCAACAAACAGAACAGGAAGCUGGUGUCGGCUGCCUGCAUCCUAUUGGCUGCCAAGAUCAGCAGCGAUCUGAAGAAGCAGGAAGUCAAGCACCUCAUUGACAAGCUGGAGGAGAGGUUUCGGAUCAGCAGGAGGGAGCUGAUCACCUUCGAGUUCACCAUCCUGGUCGCCCUGGAGAUGGCGCUCUACCUCCCGGAGAGCAAGGUCAUGCCACAUUACAGGAGACUGGUGCAGCAGGCCUAGCUCCUGCGUCCUGCGUCCUGCUCCUGCUGUUGCUGACUGACACAGAGAGGCGCUGCCUUGCUCCGAGGCAGUCCUUCCUCUGCACACACCAAAGUGAGGAGCACUGGGAGGUCUCCACUGGGAGCAUUCUGACACGUUUCCCUCCCCAAAACUUGUGAUGGCGACGCUGAGGAGCAACUGUGGACGAGCCAAAGCACAACCAGUCAUGUGGUGAGUCAUGUGAUGUCCUGUUUUAUGAUGGCUCCAAAAUGACAACAACAGAAAAACAUGACUGAAUGAAAUGAAUAUAUAAUAUCAUGACCAUGAAAAUCGCAAUAAUUUAUCCAAAAUCGGAGAAAAAUACUUGUAGCUCUUUCAAAAUACAAUCAUUGUUGCACUUUGCCUUUUUGCCUCAACAAAAAAAAAAAAGCGUUAUUUUUAUAAUAUGUAUUUUACUAGAGCUUUUGUAUUAUUCAAUCCAUCGACUCGCUGCACUCGAGUGUCCUAUUGGAUCCAGAAAUAUUGAGUGUGUUAAAGCCACAUAUGUGAGAGGAGAGUUAAACGGCCAUGACUCCAGUCGGAGGUUGUGACCGGUCACUUCUAUGUUCCGAUUCUAGAGGAGUGACCCAGAAUAGUGAGGAGGCGUGGAACUGCAUGGCCGAUGACAGACUGACUCAGACUUGACUCCCCUCAGGAGUAAGUGGCUUCUCUAUGUUAGAGAUUUUCUCCUCCAGAGUCUACGCAGCCGUUUCUCUCUCGCUGCUCAUGUGACCUUCUGUUUGUUCCUUCAGUCUUCUGUGCAUUUCAGAUGUUAUUUAUUCUAUUUUAUUGACAAAGAGAAAGAGAUCUCUUGGAGCAAAUGUUUAUUUUCAAGAUCCCGCCGACUGUUUUGUACGAUGUGUUCUGCUCCAAUGUAACAGCUGAGAACUGCUGUGACCUUUUGAAAUAAAAACCUCACCACUGUG
This is a messenger RNA of Synchiropus splendidus (mandarinfish), 2817 nucleotides long. RefSeq names its product Cdk5 and Abl enzyme substrate 2b (gene cables2b). NCBI's taxonomy places the organism in Eukaryota, Metazoa, Chordata, Actinopteri, Syngnathiformes, Callionymidae. The record is from RefSeq and is a predicted model, not a curated record. The coding region runs from base 167 to 1873 and encodes 568 amino acids. The transcript has 10 exons. Gene Ontology annotation, biological process: regulation of cell cycle.